AUGAAAUUGUUUGCUAUUCUCGUACUACUUGUCCUAUGUAUCGGUGCUCUAAACGGUGCCGAAAGUAGAGCCCGACAAUCGGCUAAUUCAAAAAAUAUAUACAAUUUUGCCGACAAAGUUGUAUUGACUACCGGUUCAAGCAGUGGUAUGGGCGCUGAAAUUGUCAAAUUGUUUUCACAAUUUGGUGCCAAAGUAGUGGUCACCGGUAGAAACGCUGCGGAUAUACAACGAGUGGCCAAUGAAUGCCAAAAUCUAUCGCCAAAAAAACUAAAGCCGUUACAAGUGGUGGCCGAUGUUUCCAAUGACAAACAAUUGGCUGAUUUGCUAAAGAAAACAAUCGAUACGUACGGAAAGUUAGAUGUGUUGGUCAACAACGCCGGUAUUGGAGGGAUGACACCGAUAAGAGACCCUAAAUUUAUGGCUAAUUUUGAUAAGAUUAUGUCAGUUAAUCUAAGACCUUAUGUUCAGCUCAGUUAUCUGGCAGUUCCUCAUUUAAAGAAAACUAACGGCACUAUUAUUAGUACAUCGAGCGCUUUGACAAUGGCACCGGCAAAAUAUCAAUUGCCUUACAUUAUGUCUAAAUCGGCUGUCGAUAUGAUGACCCGUGUGUUGGCACUGGAAUUGGGACCUAAAAUACGUGUUAAUACUAUUAAUCCCGGAGUUACUCUGACAAGCUUUCAUAAUAUUAAGGGUAUGGAUCCGUCUAUAAUACAGGCUAUGAUGAAAUUGAUUGCCGAACGGACACCAUUGAAACGUUUGGGUCAACCCAUGGAUAUGGCUAAGGGUGUGGUAUUUUUGGCCAGUGACCAGGCACAGUUUAUGACCGGUAUUAAUCUGGUUAUUGAUGGCGGUUUACAUUAUACUAUGGGUGAAUUAAUUUAA
Oppia nitens is the source of this 882-nucleotide messenger RNA. RefSeq names its product 3-oxoacyl-[acyl-carrier-protein] reductase FabG-like. The transcript is spliced from 4 exons. Lineage: Eukaryota; Metazoa; Arthropoda; Arachnida; Sarcoptiformes; Oppiidae. The coding region runs from base 1 to 882 and encodes 293 amino acids. The record is from RefSeq and is a predicted model, not a curated record.